UUAUAAAAGCCCAGCCACUCGCCUUCACAUAGUUUAGUCUGUUUCAGAUUUUCAAAUUGAACACAAACUUGGGAUAACCUACCUUCAGAAAGGAUUCACUAUGCAAAAAACUCUUUUGAUAUUCCUUGGGCUCUUGGGUGUGUGCUGGAGCGCCAGCCUUGUGGGAACCACUGGCGAUCAAGAGGCGUGCCUGUACGAGGACGAAAUCUGGGGUGGCGAGGAUAUACGCAAAUUCUACUUCUGCAUCAAUGGUGAAGUCUACGAGGAUACGUGCGAUACAGACUAUUAUUUUGUGAGAAAUGCCACCUACUCGGGCUGCCUGCCAUCUGCUCUGAUGAACCCGCAGUGCGUCAACCUGGACGCUGUUGAACCCGACUGCGAGGGCCUCAGCGCCGAGCAGCCACAGCCCACCGAUUUGCUGAACCAAUACUACCUCUGCACCGACGAUGGCGUCAAGCAGCUAUCCUGCGGGGAGGACAAGGCCUUUAUCAACCAGGACGGAUACCUGGGCUGCUUCCCCUGGACGCAGUGGCGCACUCUGCGCAAUUGCAGCGAAGGCUAGUGGUCCGGACGGAGACCAUCUCUAUCUAUUAAUUUGGGGUUCUUCCUUGUCCACUUAUCGCGAUUAAAAGUGUCCGAACUGAAGGUU
This is a messenger RNA of Drosophila pseudoobscura, 649 nucleotides long. RefSeq lists its product as uncharacterized. The record is from RefSeq and is a predicted model, not a curated record. The transcript has 2 exons. The coding region runs from base 101 to 562 and encodes 153 amino acids. NCBI's taxonomy places the organism in Eukaryota, Metazoa, Arthropoda, Insecta, Diptera, Drosophilidae.